Molecule: messenger RNA, 1663 nt
Organism: Dunckerocampus dactyliophorus (ringed pipefish)
Lineage: Eukaryota; Metazoa; Chordata; Actinopteri; Syngnathiformes; Syngnathidae
Gene: rpain
Product: RPA interacting protein
Exons: 6
Coding region: 144-860 (238 amino acids)
Biological process (GO): protein import into nucleus
Cellular component (GO): PML body; nucleus
Source: RefSeq, a predicted model, not a curated record
AUGCAAGUAGUGCAACUACUACUUCCGGUGCAAUGUGUUAAAACAGGAUCUGGUUUUGUUUUCGCGGAACUGAAGAGACUAACUGUGGUUGUGAAGGUACAUCGUAGCUAUUUCUUUUGUUAUUUUUUUCACCGGACUAUAAAAUGGAUGCUUUGCAGAGGCACCGUUUGCUUUAUAAAGCAACAACACCGCCAUGGAAAGAAACAUAUCGCAAGCGCUGUGUAGAAAGGCUCAAGGGUAGCCGGUCGAGGUUGCUUGACAAGUAUCGCAAGAUGGGUGAAAGCCCGAAAUGCCACGGCUCCACUGCUUCCAUCGUUGUACAAGAGAUCAUGGAGGAGGAGUGGGCCGCUCUGCAGUCAGAGGACCAGAGGUUGCCGUCUCUGUGGGGCCCAGAUGGUAUUGCAGAGAUGUAUAGUGUCAUGAAGGAGUAUGAUGAACUGGCAGUAUUGGAGACAAUCCAACAGGAGCUCCUGUCUUACGAAAUAUCAAUUAUGGAAGAGUAUGAACGGAACCAACAAUUCGAGGAGCAGUACUUUUCAUCUGUUGUGGAAGGAAUGGAAGAGACUCAUAUAAUUUGCCCCCUGUGCCACGCGAAUUACUUGAACAUAAACACUCAUUUCAUCUCCUGCCCCUGUGGACUUUACAGUAAUACAAAGGGGAAGAACAUCACGCCAGACGUCCUACAGCGCCUUCUAGAAUCCAGAGUUACGGAGCACAUGGAAGACUGUCCCUACAACCCUGUUUUCUCACUGGCGUCAAGCGCAGAUACAUCUCCCAACCUGCUGAUUAGCUGCCAAGUACGACAAAUUGAGUCAGCAGCGUCUGUAAACAGUUCUCGCCAUUCCCUGCAACCUAAUUGACUUCCAGAGAACCAGUAACAUGCAUGCUGCACGUAAUUUAACAAUAUACAGUGGAACCCGAUGAAGUCGGUCCCAUUUAUGUCGACAACCUGUUUAUGUGGAACAACUCAAGUCUUAGUCCAGAGUGUUCUUAUUACUAAGUAGUGCUUAAGUCAAUGUCGACUUACGUGGUCGACCGCUUUUGUAGACGUCACAUUUUAGAUCCAAAGGGGUCAUUUCUAUGAAAAAUAGGUCAGUUUGUUUUGUAGCAGUAACUUCACCAUUAUCGCCAAGCAGCGUGAAACGACAACGGCAACAAGUGGCUUCCUGUUCAGUGAAAAGUAAGCUUCAAAAUAAAAACAUGGCAGUACUAACCUGGAUUUAACACAACAGAUAACAAAGGCAUCCAUUUUAUUCAUUUUUUUCAAGGUUGUUACCCACAAGGAGAAAGAUUUGCACAUGUGCAAAAGCUUUGUCGUUGUCAUGAAAAUGUACAGGAACAAAAUUACCGCAGCAGCUCUCUUUGGUAGGAGUUAAAGAUAUAUAAAAACAGAAGAACCAAAAUAAAAUUAUACACAUAUGGAGGAAAAGCAUGUUAAGAAAUUGCCGUAGGUUCAAAAAUCCUUUAUCACCCGUUCUCCUCAUGUCUCCGCUGAAAGGGACAAGUAAAUGUGCAAGCAGUGGCUAGUUUCGGGUAUGUGUUGUCGACGUGAGUCAGCCAGUCUGAGGGGAUUCGACUUAAACGGGUUUCACUGUAGCAUGCUGUGUUCUUAAACCUACACAUCAACCAUCACAUUAUGUCACUCUGCUUUCAGGUUUGUGAC